UCAAAAUGCACCAAAAUUCACUGAAUUAGAUAGCCACAACAAGCAUUUUGCUUCGCAAUCGAUGAUGAAAGGAAUUGCUAUGGUGGCGUUCCUUGAAAUCUCCAAUAGGUUUUGCCGAACAACUAGUUUCCAUUUGAGGAAAGAAUUUGUUCAAGUAAGGAGAUUUCGAGGUGUCUCUGGUAUAAACAAGUCUCCUGUUCAAAGAAGUAACUUGACAAUAUGUGCACUUCCUAGUAUAGCUAUGUUACCUGUAAUAGAGAUUGCUGAAUUCCAGGAUAAAGUUCUUGGAAUAAUUUUUAUAUCACUGUCAAUUUUUACUGUCUUAUUACUGGCAUAUUUGGGGAGAAAAAUAGGUUGAAAAAAGCUUUUACCACUCCUCCUCAGAAGGAAUAUUAAAACUUCUAAAACUCUGUCUUUCCAAAACUUCCCCUGUGAUAAAUACUUGAACAAGCUG
Molecule: messenger RNA, 454 nt
Organism: Galdieria sulphuraria
Lineage: Eukaryota; Rhodophyta; Bangiophyceae; Galdieriales; Galdieriaceae
Exons: 2
Coding region: 80-358 (92 amino acids)
Source: RefSeq, a predicted model, not a curated record